Candida dubliniensis CD36 is the source of this 2829-nucleotide messenger RNA. RefSeq names its product transcription elongation factor (gene SPT5). Gene Ontology annotation, cellular component: DSIF complex. The transcript has a single exon. The record is from RefSeq and is a predicted model, not a curated record. NCBI's taxonomy places the organism in Eukaryota, Fungi, Ascomycota, Pichiomycetes, Serinales, Debaryomycetaceae. Gene Ontology annotation, biological process: transcription elongation-coupled chromatin remodeling; regulation of DNA-templated transcription elongation; regulation of transcription by RNA polymerase II. Bases 1 to 2829 code for a protein of 942 amino acids. Gene Ontology annotation, molecular function: mRNA binding.
AUGUCAGACAGUGAUCAACCUAUUCAAGUAAAAAAGGAACCAUCAUUUGCUAACGAUGAUGAUUUGACUUUUGAUGAAGAGUUCAGAAGAGCUGGUGAUCAAGGACAAGAGAACAAAGAGGUUGAGAAUCCCGAUGAUACUACAUCCUUAAAACGUACUCGUGAGGAACUGGAGCAAGAGGAAACCAAUGACAAAGAAAAAGAAGACGAGAAAGAGGAAGAAGAAGAAGAAGAAGAAGAUGAGGAUGAUGAGGAUGACGAAGAAGAAGAAGAAGUUUCUAGUAGAAGAAAACGAAGAAGAGGAGCUAAUCAAUUCUUCGAUAUAGAAGCAGAAGUCGAUGAUGAAGAAGAAGAUGAAGACGAUGAAGAUGAAGAAGCAGAGUUGAUGAGAGAGGAAUUUAUCACUGAUGACCAUGCUCCAGUCGAAACAGUGGAAAAGAUGCCACAGGAUGAUAGAUUACACAGACAAUACGACAAUCGUCGUCAGCAAGCAGAAGAUCAAGACGCUGAACAAUUGGCAGAAACUUUAAAGCAAAGAUAUAGAAAGACCCAUUCAGUAUAUAGGGGAGAGACUGCUACCAGUGGUACUGUAUCGCAAAAAUUAUUAAUGCCAUCGAUCAACGAUCCAUCUAUUUACGCUAUCAGGUGUACACCCGGUAGAGAGAAGGAAUUGGUUCGUAAAUUAUAUGAAAAAAAGAGAACACUCGAGAGACAAGGAAACCCUUUAGAUAUAUUAACUGUAUUCCAAAGAGAUGCAUUUACCGGAUACAUAUAUAUCGAAGCCAAAAGACCCGAUGCAAUUGAUAAAGCUCUCGUGGGUAUGGUAAAUGUUUUUGUUAGAGACAAGUUGUUGGUUCCAGUGAAAGAGUAUCCCGAUUUAUUGAAGCAAGUUAAAUCAUCUGAUGUUGAAAUCCGUCCUGGAAUUUAUGUAAGAAUCAAGAGGGGAAUUUAUAGAGGUGAUUUAGCAAUUGUUGAUAACUUGUCAGAGAAUGGUUUGGAUGUGCGUUGUCAGGUUGUUCCAAGACUUGAUUAUGGACAGAAUGAUGAAAUAGGACCUGAUGGAAAGGUUAUAAAACUGAAAAUCAAACCGAUGCCAGCAUUAUUUAGUGAACAAAAGGCGAGAAUGUAUGAUCCGUAUAAACUCCAGAUGGGAAGAGUUCCCAACAGUUUCAUCUAUCGUGGUAAUGAGUACUAUGAUGGGUACUUGUACAAAGAUUUUAAAUUGCAGUUCAUUCAAACCAAGGAUGUUAAUCCCACUCUUGAAGAGUUGGACAGGUUCCAAAACCAAAAUGAUGAAGAUGGGUUAAACUUACAAGCGAUAGCCGCAACAUUAAAAGGCAACAAUGCAAGUGAGGGUAAAUCAUCGACAGCUUUCCAGCCUGGAGAUAAAGUUGAAAUUCGUCGUGGUGAACAGGCCAAAACUAUUGGUGUUGUCGUUGAAACUGCGUUGAAUGAAAUCACGAUAAAGGUUACAGAUAGUGGUGAUCCAAGAUUUGUGGACCAAAGAUUGACAGUUCCUGCCAAUGAUUUGAGGAAAAUUUUCUAUGAAGGUGACCACGUGAGAAUUGUUGAAGGUAAGCACUUUGAUGAGACUGGGUUAGUUAUAAAGAUUGACGGAGAUUCUGUCGUUAUUGUCAGUGACCAAACAAAAGAGGAUGUAAGAGUAUUUGCCAAUUAUCUUGUGAAAGCAACAGAUGCUUCUUCCAAUUUUGAUUUAUUGAGUAAUAAGUAUGAUAUCAAGGAUUUGGUCGAAUUGAGUGGUUUAACUGUAGGGGUUAUUGUCAAGGCUGAGAAAAACAUAUUCGAUGUGCUUACCACCGAUGGCCGUUUAAUCAGUGUUAAACAAUCGGGUAUUGCUUCCAAACUCAAACAGAGCCGCCGUGAACAAGUAGCUACUGAUAGAAACGGUAUGACUAUAAGAGUCGGUGACACUGUUAAAGAGUUGUUGGGUGAGAAAUCUAGAGAAGGUGCUAUUUUGCAUAUUUACAAAAAUGCAUUGUUUAUCAAAUCUAAUGAAAUAGUGGAAAAUUUGGGUAUAUUUGUUGCGAACCGUAUGAAUGUUACGACAAUUGCUACAAAAGAUUCAAUGGUGUCUAAAAGUCUAGGUCCAGAUUUGACAAGUAUGAAUCCAAACUUGAGAUUACCUAAUCCUGUCGCUGUUGCUGGAUUAAAAACUAGAGUUGGUGGCAGAGACAAAUUGUUGUACAAAGAUGUAGCUGUUACUAGUGGUAGCUAUAAGGGAUUGAAAGGUAAGGUUACAGAAGCAGACGACUUGUAUGCCAGAAUCGAAUUACACACAAAGAGCAAGAAGAUCAAAGUCCUUAAAAACAACUUGAAUGUUAUUGUUCAUGGUCAGCCCGUGCCCUAUUUAAGAUUUAUUGGUGCAGCACCGGAACUUUCACAACCUAACCCACCAGUGUAUGGUUCAAAUGGAGACAGAUCCACUUGGAACGGUGGUAUGACACCUUCCGUAGCAGCUGCCAGUGGUGGUACAUCGGCUUGGGGAGGAAAUAGAGCUGGUUUUGGUGGAGAUGGUGGUAAGACUCCAGCAUAUGGUGCUGGAGCUGCCUCUGCCUGGGGUGGUGCUUCUGCUUGGGGUGGAGGAGCAGGAGGAAAUUCCGCCUGGGGUGGCAAUAAAGGUGCAGGCUCUGCCUGGGGUGGUAAUAAAGGUGCAGGUUCUGCCUGGGGUGGAAACAAAGGAGGAAACUCUGCCUGGGGUGGAAAUAAGGGAGGCAAUUCCGCAUGGGGUGGAGGAAGUACCUGGGGCAGCGGUGGCAAUUCAACAUGGGGAGGCAAAAAAGGUAAUAAUAGUACAUGGGGAGGUAAGUGA